Messenger RNA from Alligator mississippiensis (American alligator), 2085 nucleotides. It is a transcript of the gene THAP3, whose product is annotated as THAP domain containing 3. Bases 921 to 1976 code for a protein of 351 amino acids. Lineage: Eukaryota; Metazoa; Chordata; Crocodylia; Alligatoridae. The transcript has 4 exons. The record is from RefSeq and is a predicted model, not a curated record.
UUGGUCAGGCUGUUGUUUUCUCAUCAAAUUCUUUUUCUGACUUUGUUUUGCAUGCGUGGAUGUGAGGGACCCAUCCACUCUGUUCCCAAGUGGAGUCCUAUGUCCUGUUCAUUUCUGAUACACUUUCAAUGCUCCAAGCCCAUUUUUUGGAGACAUUGACUCCUCCUCCAUUUCUCAGCCCUAAAGUAAAGCACUGAUACCAAAAGGCGCCUUAGCAAACUGAAACUGAGGAAUGCAGACAGGCCUCAUUUGGGAUUGUGCUGUCCCCAUUAGAGUACUGAGGCUGGGUUUAACAGAUCUGUUAUGGGUACAAAUGUAAUCACUUGGCAUUGGCACAAUCCUGGGCAGGAGACUUUGCAAGUAGUAAGGUGAACUGCAUCCGAGAACCAUUCUGCACUGUGGAGGAUUUAGGGGUGCACUAGCACCAGAAAGUGUUUUUAUAAUGUAACCAUCCUGGAUAGGGGUGAGCUCAGCAGAGCUGGAGAUUGCUUCAAGAAAACAAGAUGGCUUGUGAUGCUGCUCAGAUGUAGGUGCUGUCCUUGUAAUGACCAAACCAAGUCUGUGGCAUUGAUUGCACAAAUUAGAUCUUUGUUCUUGAGAAAGCUCUCCAAGUUCUGGUUACUGAGCAGCACAGGUUGUCCUGGCAGACAAGGCCAGGGGAAGUUACUAGCUGAUCUGGACCAAAUGGCCAGGGACACAUGCACACUAGUACAGCAGGCACCCUGGUAGUGUGGCCUUCCCGCACGCUGGCUGCCAGGCACUGCAGCCUAAUGGUGGCCAAGGCAGUCAAGUGCCCCCUUUGGCUGUGCAGCACUACCCCGAGGAAACUACCAGGCAGAGGUAGAGCAGCCUGGGGCUCCUGCACGGGAGGCAAGACCAGAAAGGCCUGCUGGCAUUCUCUACUGUGACAAAACCGUGAAAUGGUGCAGUUCUCCAACCCAGUCCCUGCCGAAGUAGCAAGGAUUGGAGUUGUCGCUGCAGCAGCUGACCGCUCCAGCUCUAGUUGCCUGAGGACGGCGGGGCGCUGCCUCCCGGGACUAAGCACGGCGGAGCCUGCCCAGGGUUUUCCUGAAGCCUGGGGCGGCCUACCCGCCUCCCGCAGGCAGCAAACAGCCGGGCUCCUCGGCUGCCGCCACUCGGAUGAUACAGAGAAAAGGGCCGGAGGCCCCACUCGCCUGAUCGCUGCGACCAGCCGGUCCCAGGGGCUCCUGUGCCGCCGCGGCAGGGAGAAAGCGGCCCCGCCUGCACCGUUCACCCCGCCCCGCGCGCCCGCGCUUCUCCCCUGGGCGCGGGCAGGCGCAGGGGCCGCGCCAGACCGCAGCUCCCGGCGUGCUCCGCGGCCGCCGCCAGGGCGGGGCAGGGCAGGGGCAGCAGCCGCUGCGGGGGCCGGGCUGCUCGGCUGGACACCGCCCGUGAUACGCUGUCCCCGCCCCUCCGCCCUCGCGCGGGAAAUCCGUGGCGGAAGUCGUGUGCCACAAGUGGGGGCGACCUCGGAGUGGUUCCGAGUCAGCGUUUGGCUCAAGUCUGCGGGGCGCCGCCAUCUUUGUGCGGGGCGGGCGGCGAUGCCCAAGUCCUGCGCGGCGCCGCGGUGCAGCAAUCGCUACAGCAGCCGCUGCCGGCAGCUCACCUUCCACAGGUUCCCCCGGAGCCGGCCGGAGCUGUUGGCCCGCUGGGUGGUCAACCUGGGCCGCACGGACUUCCAGCCCAGCUGCCACGCAGUGCUCUGCUCGCAGCACUUCCAGCCCGACUGCUUCAGCCCUUGCGGCAACCGCGCCAACCUCCGGCCCGACGCCGUGCCCACGCUCUUCACCGCCCCGCCCGCUGCCGCCGUGAGCCUGCCUCCCUGCCGGGCGGGUCUGGGCCGGACACCGCGGUUCCGUGCCUGGGGACGGGGAGCGGGGCCUGGGAAGCCCUCACGGUGCCAGGCGAGGGCCCCAGCAAAUCGGGAACGGGAAGAGUUCUCUGAAGGAUGCUGAGGAUCCCCCAGUGCCAAAAGACUCUACAGACAGUUGGGAGGACAGGAGACUGGAUGUAGAAGCUGUUCAUCAGGAGCCCCAGUCUACUACAGCAGAGCAUCCAGUAGAG